Rhinolophus ferrumequinum (greater horseshoe bat) is the source of this 639-nucleotide messenger RNA. Its product is annotated as ATP synthase subunit O, mitochondrial-like. The record is from RefSeq and is a predicted model, not a curated record. NCBI's taxonomy places the organism in Eukaryota, Metazoa, Chordata, Mammalia, Chiroptera, Rhinolophidae. Gene Ontology annotation, molecular function: proton-transporting ATP synthase activity, rotational mechanism. Gene Ontology annotation, biological process: proton motive force-driven mitochondrial ATP synthesis. Gene Ontology annotation, cellular component: membrane.
AUGGCAGGCCCAGCAGCAUCCGGGCUCUCCCAGCAGGUGCGAUGCUUCAGUACAUCUGUGGACAGGCCGGUUACCAAGCUUGUGAGGCCACCUGUUCAGAUAUAUGGUACUGAAGGUCGCUGUGCCACUGCUCUGUACUCUGCUGCGUCUAAGCAGCAUCAACUGGAACAAGUAGAAAAGGAGUUGUUGGGAGCAGCACAACCCUUGGAGGAACCCAAAUUGGCUGCUUCCAUUAUGACUCCCUAUGGAAAGCGUUCCGUUACAAUGAAAAGCCUAAAUGACAUGACCGCAAAAGAGAAGUUUUCUCCCCUCACAUCCAACCUGAUGAAUUUGCUUACUGCAGAUGGUCGCCUGAACAACACCGCUGGAGUCAGUUCCGCCUUUUCUACCAUGAUGAGCGUGCACCGUGGGGAAGCACCUUGCUCAGUCACCACCGCAUCUCCUUUGGAUGAGGCCACUUUUUCUGAACUAAACAUGGUGCUGAAGAGCUUUAGUAAACAUCAGAUACUGAAAUUAGAAGUUAAGACUGAUUCAUCAAUCAUGGGUGGAAUGAUUAUGCGUACUGGAGAGAAAUAUGUUGAUAUGACUGCAAAAACCAAGAUUCAGAAGCUAAGUAGGAUUACGCGGGAGGUUUUCUGA